Adelges cooleyi (spruce gall adelgid) is the source of this 1744-nucleotide messenger RNA. It is a transcript of the gene OXA1L, whose product is annotated as mitochondrial inner membrane protein OXA1L. Gene Ontology annotation, cellular component: mitochondrial inner membrane. Gene Ontology annotation, biological process: mitochondrial respiratory chain complex IV assembly; protein insertion into mitochondrial inner membrane from matrix. Gene Ontology annotation, molecular function: membrane insertase activity. The coding region runs from base 392 to 1663 and encodes 423 amino acids. The transcript has 9 exons. The record is from RefSeq and is a predicted model, not a curated record. Lineage: Eukaryota; Metazoa; Arthropoda; Insecta; Hemiptera; Adelgidae.
UGCCAAGGUCCGUCUACACCGGUUUUACUCACCGAGGCAAGUGACGGUGGUCAGUUCUAUUUUAAAAGCUUGUUUCAAUUCUCGAUUUUUACCAUAGUUCGGUAAUUUAUGUUGAAUCGAAAUAUCCCAAGUCAAAACUCGUAUAUAUAAAAAAAAAGCCUAUAAUUGCAAACGAGGGUUUGACUUUGACAAUUCUGGAUUUUCUUUUUUUUUGUAUGCUUCAGUGCGAACGCGGCUUUUUGAUUAGCUUUUAUUUUUCCAUCUUGUGAUAAGCCAAAAGUAGUUACCGAGUUGACGGAGAAAUUUGUUUUAGACAUUUAAAGCUGGAAAAUGUUUGGAAAAAUGAUGUUGUAAUAAUACUUGUACUUAGUAGCACAACACACACACAAAUAUGUCCUAUAGUAAAAUAAUGAACAAGGCUCAACUGCUCAAGUUAGUCCAACGACCUACUUCAGUACGGAUAUGUAGUUUUCAUAGACUAUCCACUCCAAACCGUCUAGUCUUGUUAAAAUGUCGUGCGUCCAGAAUCCCAGAAAUCAGAACCAUAUCUGCCACAAAUUUUGCGUUCGUUCGACAUAGUAGUGACGGUUCAAAAGAACUACCAAACGAGAAUGCCGCAUCCAGCAGUACAAAUGAUAAAAUCGAUUCAACUGAAGAUAUUAUCCCCGAACCCCCAGAAGUGCCUAUCGAAGAAAUUGUAGAAGUUGGAAAAGUCUUGAAUAAAUUAGGAGAAGAGACUUUAACCAGUGCUGGACUUGGUUCUUGGACUCCGGUCGGUAUACUCCAAAAUGCAUUACAGUUUAUGCAUGUUACAUUGGACAUGCCUUGGUGGCUAACAAUAGUGGCAGGUACUGCUUUUUUACGUUUAAUCAUUUUUCCCUUAGUCAUUACGUCUCAACGGCAUACAAUUAAAAUGAAUAAUAAUAUGCCGAAAAUUCAAGAAUAUCAACAAAAUGUAACGGACGCCAGAUUACAGGGAAAUUCUUAUGAGAUGGCCAGAGCUUCUCAAGAACUUAUGUUAUUCAUGAAAUCCCAUAACGUUAAUCCAAUAAAAGGAAUGAUUUUACCAGUAGUGCAGUUUCCCAUAUUUUUAAGUAUGUUUUUGGGUCUCAGAGGUAUGGCAAAUUUGCCUCUAGAAAGUUUAACGUACGGCGGACUCUGGUGGUUUGCCGAUCUUACUUUACCAGACCAAUUUUACGUACUACCUCUUAUUACAGUUGCAACUUUAGGGCUCACAAUCGAACUUGGAGCCGAUUUCGGCAAACUGGGCAACGGCGGCGUCGGAUUUUCAAAAUACUUAAAAUAUGGACUGAGACUUGUGCCUUUAGUCGUGUUCCCUUUUAUUAUCAAUUUCCCGUGUGCAGUUUGCUUGUAUUGGGCAAGUACUAAUUUUAUAUCGCUAGGACAAGUUAUGUUUUUGAGAAUUCCCAGUGUCCGUGAAUAUUUCAAUAUUGAAAAAAAAAUAGUGCAAGAAAAACCAAAAAAGAAAAAAGGGGUUAUCGGCGAAUUCAAACAUUCGUGGAAAAAUAUGCAAGUCGUAAAAGAAAUCGAAGAAAGAGAACGUCUGGAUCACAUGAAAUUCACACAAGCCGGUCGAGCCCCGCCAAUCAAAACUUUUAAAUACAACCCAGUAGCUGCAAACACGUUAAAAAACACAAAAUAAUGUGUAUCACAGUAGUAUAAUUUUGUUUUGAUAAAAAUGUUUAAAUGCUCUUAAUUUAAAAAAAACAAUGAAUUAUUAUUA